AUGUCUGGUCGGGGAAAAGGCGGCAAAGGUCUUGGGAAAGGAGGCGCCAAGAGGCACCGUAAAGUGCUUCGUGAUAAUAUCCAAGGCAUUACUAAGCCUGCUAUACGUCGCCUGGCUCGCCGUGGAGGCGUGAAGCGCAUUUCAGGCUUGAUUUAUGAAGAGACUCGGGGCGUGUUGAAGGUCUUUUUGGAGAACGUCAUUCGGGAUGCCGUGACCUACACCGAACACGCGAAGCGAAAGACCGUGACUGCGAUGGACGUUGUUUACGCUUUGAAACGCCAAGGUCGUACUCUGUACGGCUUUGGUGGAUAAGUUUGUAAUAUUCAUUGUAUUCAUUAAUCUAAAAGGCCCUUAUCAGGGCCACCCACACAUUCGUGGAAAGAGCUGUGUUCGCUUGCGGAUGUAAAUUUAGAUGUAAAGUACCCGGAGGAACUUCGUAAGAGAAGAUCCUUGUUGGUCCGUGAUGGCAGAAGAUCAAAAGUUGUUGGUCGGAA
This is a messenger RNA of Candoia aspera, 494 nucleotides long. RefSeq names its product histone H4. Gene Ontology annotation, cellular component: nucleosome. The record is from RefSeq and is a predicted model, not a curated record. NCBI's taxonomy places the organism in Eukaryota, Metazoa, Chordata, Lepidosauria, Squamata, Candoiidae. Bases 1 to 312 code for a protein of 103 amino acids. The transcript has a single exon. Gene Ontology annotation, biological process: nucleosome assembly. Gene Ontology annotation, molecular function: DNA binding; protein heterodimerization activity; structural constituent of chromatin.